GUGUCAAACACUGUCCAUUUCUAGGUCCAAGAAACAUAGCAUACCAUGGCCAACGCUAACCCGAGGUCCGUCGAUCCGUUGGUGGUCGGAAAAGUGAUCGGCGACGUGCUCGACAUGUUCGUUCCCGUCGUAGAGUUCACCGUCGACUAUGGGUCCAAAAAGAUUGCCAAUGGCGUUGAGAUCACUCCUUCCUCAGCUGCCCAGAAGCCUUCAGUUCACAUCAAUGGUUCCCCUGCUUCUCCCAAUCUUUAUACUCUUAUUAUGGUGGAUCCUGAUGCUCCUAGUCCCAGUGAACCAACUUUCAGAGAGUGGCUUCAUUGGGUCGUUACGGAUAUUCCAGAGGGAUCAGAUGCCUCUAAAGGGAGAGAGGUGGCGGAAUACAUAGGGCCGUCGCCGCCGACCGGAAUACAUCGGUACGUAUUCGCGCUAUUCCGGCAAAGGGAGGCCAUGCAGGUCGCGCAGAAGCCGCCGGAGAGUCGAGGAAACUUCAGGACUCGGCAGUUCGCCGCCGCCAAUGGGCUCGGCCUUCCGGUGGCCGCACUGUACUUCAACUCCCAAAAACAAUCGGCUACCAACAAGAAGCGCUGAUCAUAUCAUAUAUAUCCUCUCACUUUAUAUGUAUCGUGCAUGUAAAUGUAGACAUAAGACAUGUAGUGUGUUUAAUCUUGAAUUUUGUCAUAUCAUUAAUUUUUGUC
This is a messenger RNA of Ipomoea nil (Japanese morning glory), 695 nucleotides long. Its product is annotated as protein MOTHER of FT and TFL1-like. The coding region runs from base 46 to 588 and encodes 180 amino acids. The record is from RefSeq and is a predicted model, not a curated record. The transcript is spliced from 4 exons. NCBI's taxonomy places the organism in Eukaryota, Viridiplantae, Streptophyta, Magnoliopsida, Solanales, Convolvulaceae.